Propithecus coquereli (Coquerel's sifaka) is the source of this 1845-nucleotide messenger RNA. RefSeq names its product stabilizer of axonemal microtubules 1 (gene SAXO1). Lineage: Eukaryota; Metazoa; Chordata; Mammalia; Primates; Indriidae. Gene Ontology annotation, molecular function: microtubule binding. The record is from RefSeq and is a predicted model, not a curated record. The coding region runs from base 265 to 1698 and encodes 477 amino acids. The transcript has 4 exons. Gene Ontology annotation, cellular component: axonemal microtubule; cytoskeleton; centriole. Gene Ontology annotation, biological process: microtubule anchoring.
UGCAGAGGCCGGGGCGGUGGCGUGCAGGGGAGGUCGCCGGGGCUGGCGCGCCAUCCAGCUCCGUGCUGCUCCCUUGCGCAAGGCCAGCUCCAGAAAAGGAACAGCCCUCAGGACUUGGCAAAAAGGGCCACUUAAGUUUUCUUCCCGGUAAAUAUUCAGAACAUCUGCUAAGGCCCUCGAGACUUGGCGCACCCCAGUCAAGAGUUGGGGUCAAGGAGGCGGCUGCUGUGAGGACCGCUCUGAGGGGGACGCCAGGGCCUCGGGAUGGCCCCUAUGAAGAGGAAGUGCAUCUGCGAGCUGUGCUCCUGCGGGCGGCAUCACUGUCCACAUCUCCCUACCAAGAUUUAUGAUAAAACAGACAAACCAUGUCUUUUCUCCGAAUACACUGAGAACUACCCUCUCUAUCACUCCUACCUGCCCAGAGAGUCCUUCAAGCCCAGGAUGGAGUACCGGAAAGGGUCCAUACCAAUGGAAGGCCUGACCACAGCAAGGAGAGAUUUUGGGCCUCACAAAGUGGUACCAGUGAAGCUCUACCAGCACAAGCAGUUUGUCCCAAGUGAAGAGAAUAUGGAUUUGCUCACAACAUACAAACAAGAUUACAACCCCUAUCCUGUCUGUCGCACGGACCCCAUCAAACCUCGGGACAGUAAAUAUCCAUGUGGCAACAAGAUGGAGUGUUUGCCUACUUAUAAAGCUGAUUAUUUACCUUGGAACCAACCGAGACGAGAACUGCUUCGUCCAGAAUACAAGUACCGGCCAGCAUCAACCCGGUUUGAUAGUAGAACCACACACCAGGAUGACUACCCCAUAAAGGGCCUUGUGAACACCAUGAGCUGUAAACCUCCACCGGUACCAAAGCUCUGUAACAUCCCCUUGGAGGAUCUGACUAACUACAAGAUGAACUAUGUGGCCCACCCUGUGGAGAAGCGCUUUGUGCAUGAGGCAGAGAAGUUCAGGCCCUGUGAAAUCCCCUUUGAGAGCCUCACCACCCACAAAGAGUCCUACCGGGGCCUGAUGGGGGCGCCUGCCAGGAGCUUGAAACCUCCAGCCAGGCCCCCUGGGCUAGACAUGCCUUUCUCUAACACCACCGAGUUUCGAGAUAAGUACCAAGCUUGGCCAACACCCCAGAUGUUCUCCAAAACUCCCAUCGCCUAUGUCCCUCCCGAACAGAAGAUGGAUCUUCUGACAACAGUGCAGUCCCAUUACAUGUACCCUAAGGGUGCCCCGGCUCAGUCCUGCCGACCGGUGCUCCCGAUUAAGAAGAGCAGCCGCUUCGAGAGCUCCACCACCACCAAGGAUGACUACAAGCAGUGGGCCAGCAUGCGCACGGAGCUAGUCAAGCCCGUUCCCCACCUGAACCUUCCCACGGAGCCCUUGGACUGCCUGACCACCACUCGGGCCCACUAUGUGCCCCACCCACCCAGCAAUACCAAAAGCUGUAAGCCCCCCUGGUCCGGCCCUCGAGGAAAUAUCCCUGUGGAGGGCCAGACCACCUACGCCAUCAGCUUUACUCCCAAGGAAAUGGGCAGGUGCCCAGCUUCAUACCCUGAGCCCCCUGGCUACACCUUUGAGGAAGUGGAUCCUUUUGGACACAAGAUGUACAGGCCGGUUUCCCUGGCAGGCUCUCAGCAGAGCAGCCGUCUUUCUGUGGGUGAUUUGGGAAACCCCAAUCAGAGGGAAUUGUCAGUGUCAGUCUGAAUUCGAAAAAUGGUUAUUUAGAAAUUGCACUAUACUUUUAAAAAGCAGACGAUUAAGAAUUAUUCAUUGGAGAAAAAAAGAAUUCCUCAAAAUGAAAAAAUUCUUCGUCCCCAUUUUCAGGACACAAGAAUAAAACGAGAAUCACUU